ACAAAAGAAAUAGAAAAGAUAAAGGGAAAAAUGAUUAUAUGAGGUUUUAUUUUAGUGGCCAUGUACAGGUCCAUUGAAUCAGGAGGCAGCACAAAUCCACGCACCGCCGCGUAACCCUAGUCUUUACCCUUCCUCUUCAGCGCCGAGCAGAUUCUCCUCCUUCGCGGCGCUCAGGCUCGGGCCCUCGGCGACGGAGGGGCAGUACCAGGCUCGGCGGCGACGUCAGCGGCUCCCCCUCCCGCCUCUCGCCAGUCGCCUCGCGCCCUCGCCUCCGUCCUCCGCGCACCGGCCGGCGAUCCUGCGCAGGAGACACUUUCUAUUGUAUGAGAGGAUCAAUGUCCAAUUAUUAUGAUGACUACGAUGACAUUGAUGAGAUGGAGGAUGAAUAUGAUUUGGAUGAUCCUGCUGAUGACAUGGUAGAUGAGCAGCGAGGGAUUAGGGAUUCUGAUGCGGAGGAUAAUGAUUAUGGACAACCAAAUGAUAAGAUCCCAGAUACUUCAUCAGUGGACGCAAGAAAAGGAAGGGACAUUCAAGGAAUACCCUGGGAGCAGAUAAACAUAACCCGUAAAAAAUACAGACAGUCCAGAUUAGAACAGUACAAAAAUUAUGAGAAUGUACCUAACUCUGGAGAAGAAGCUAUGAAGGAUUGCAAACCAACAGAGAAAGGUGGAAUGUACUAUGAGUUCAGACGAAAUACUAGAUCGGUUAAAUCAACUAUUCUACAUUUUCAGCUUCGAAAUUUGGUAUGGGCUACGUCCAAGCAUGACAUCUACCUAGUAUCGCAUUACUCAAUUCGUCACUGGUCAGCAUUGAGUGGUGUGGAUACUGAACUUAUCAACGUCCAAGGACAUGUGGCACCAAGGGAGAAGCAUGCAGGAAGUUUAUUAGAGGGUUUUUCUCAGACUCAAGUUAGUACCUUGGCAGUCAAGGACAAUUUACUGGUAGCUGGUGGGUUUCAAGGAGAGCUAAUCUGUAAACACCUUGAUCGGGAAGGUAUUAGUUUUUGCUGUCGAACAACUUAUGAUGAUAAUGCUAUUACAAAUGCGGUUGAUAUAUUUAAUACCUCUAGUGGCGCCGUACACUUCAUCGCAUCAAAUAACGACUCUGGUGUGAGAUACUAUGACAUGGAGAGAUUCCAGCUGUUCAAGCAUUUUCAGUUUGAAUGGCCAGUGAACCAUACUUCGUUGAGUCCUGACAGAAAGGUAGUUGUUAUUGUGGGGGAUGAUCCUGAUGGUCUACUUAUUGAUGCCAACUCUGGAAAGACGCUUCAUUCCAUAAAAGGACAUCGGGACUAUUCAUUUGCAUCGGCUUGGAGCCCUGAUGGGCGAACAUUUGCUACUGGCAACCAAGACAAGACAUGCCGAAUCUGGGACGUGAGGAAUCUAUCAAAAUCCGUCCAUGUGUUGAGGGGUAACCUUGGAGCCAUCCGGUCGAUCCGCUUCACCUCGGAUGGCCAGUUCAUGUCCAUGGCCGAACCUGCUGACUUUGUGCACAUCUACGACGUGAAGAGUGACUACAACAAAAGGCAGGAGCUGGACUUCUUUGGCGAGAUAUCCGGCACGUCAUUCAGCCCAGACACUGAUACACUUUUCGUUGGUGUGUGGGAUAGGAUGUAUGGCAGCCUGCUUCAGUUUGGCCGCCUGUACAACUACUCUUAUCUUGACUCCUUGUUUUGAUGUGGAACCAAACGGGUGUUGGGUCUGGUGUACCGCAUUGCUCUUAAUGUUGUCAGCAUAAAUUAGGUGGUCAUCCUUAAACCGACAAAGAUAAUUGAAUUAAUAAAUGUUGUACUGUGCCCGAUGUGUAUAUAUAAAAAGAAAUGUAUACAGAUGCCUAUUGAGAGACCAAGUUGAGAUGUGACUUGGUCUACUCUAUGUGUGAUGAAUGAUCGACGUGGUUGUUUGCAGGGCA
Messenger RNA from Sorghum bicolor (sorghum), 1911 nucleotides. RefSeq lists its product as uncharacterized. Gene Ontology annotation, molecular function: protein binding. NCBI's taxonomy places the organism in Eukaryota, Viridiplantae, Streptophyta, Magnoliopsida, Poales, Poaceae. Bases 324 to 1676 code for a protein of 450 amino acids. The record is from RefSeq and is a predicted model, not a curated record. The transcript has 10 exons.